GCCUCGGGCUGUCAGCUGCAGACCUGAUAAGAGGAAAAGAAGUAAAAUGGUCAAGACUUCACAGAGGAAGCAGCGUGACUGUGUGAACCAGUCCAAACCAAAGCCUGGUUUAAGCAUCUCGAUCCCCUUGAGGAUGUCCAGUUACACAUUCAAGAGACCAGUUACUAGAAUUACAGCACAUCCAGGCAAUGAGGUUAGAUACCAUCAAUGGGAAGAGAACUUGGACAAGCCCCAGCAGGUCUGCUGGCAGAGGAGACUGCAAGGACUCCAGGCCUACAGCAGCGUAGGAGAGCUCUUGAGUAUGUUAGAUCUUACUAAAACUUUGCAAAAACUUGCACCUCGUUGCUUAGGUGCACCCCUACCCGGGGCUCUGACUGGUGGUCUGCACCCCAGCUCCAUGCCUGCCCUUGCCCCAUCUUCUCAUUUUGUGGAGACGGUUCCUGGAGCCAGUCUGAGUAGCCCACAGCUCCUCUGCAAACAGUUUCUGGUCACUGAGGAAGAUAUUAGGAAACAGGAAAGGAAGGUGAAGAGAGCCAGAGAGAGACUGGCUAUAGCAAUGAUUGCAGACAGACUAGCCAGUGAGGCAGAGAAAGACAGGGACCGAGAAGGGCGUCCUGAUGACCGCAGGGGAGAGAAGAUACUGUUGACCAAAGGGGGCAUGGCCUUUAUUCACAUCGCUUUGCAGGGACCAUAUGUAGACAUAGUGUUUGACUUGAGCUCCUGCCACCUUAAAACAUACCAAUGCUUUCCCUUAUUAAACUCCUUUGUGCAACACAAGAAAAUCUAA
This is a messenger RNA of Sciurus carolinensis (gray squirrel), 787 nucleotides long. It is a transcript of the gene Mbd3l1, whose product is annotated as methyl-CpG binding domain protein 3 like 1. The record is from RefSeq and is a predicted model, not a curated record. Lineage: Eukaryota; Metazoa; Chordata; Mammalia; Rodentia; Sciuridae.